ACCGCACCGCCCGGGGAGGCGGAGGUGGCCGAGGGGGACCUGGCGUUGGGUGACGGGCGCGGGGCCCCGCUGAUUGCCGGGCUCAGCCGCCCCCCGCGCUGCAGGCACGAUCAGCAGCACUCUCCGCAGAUCGGAACUCUGACACCGGUGUCGGCGGCGCGGAGAGAGGAGGAUGCGGGCGGCAGAGCGGCAGCAGCAGCGGCGGGCGGCACUCCCCCGCGGCGGACGGGCUGCCCGCGGUGCCCCGGCGGGCGGCUGCUGAGCGCGGCGCCGCGGGCAUGCUGCGGCGGGGAGCAGGAGCCGACGGCAGUGGAGCGAGAAUGAAGGAGGAUGGAGCCACAAAGGACUUUGGCUGACACGUGCGGCUAGGGCCACCCCUUCCCCUCCCUCCUCCCCUCCCCGCUAUGCUGCGCUCCCGCCGGGCCCCUCAGCGCGCUCGACGCACGGCGGCGAUGGAGCCGGCCGGGCUCCUCUGAGGCCGCGGCCGGACCCAGCAUGGCCUCUGUGGGGACCCCGGCGCAGCGGCGCCCUGGGGCGGAGCGGCCGGCGGUGGCGGCGGGGGGCCGGGCGGAGGCGCCGCGGGGCCGCAGCCUGCCCGGGUCCGGCGGGGCGGCGGCGCUGGGCCGCGGGGCCGCGCUCGGCUACCCCCUGGCGGCCGGGGGGGGCGGCGGCGGGACCCAGCUGAACCCCGCCGCGGGACCGGCUCCCGAGGACGAACGGGGCGGGAGCGCCGGCGGGAGCUUCCCCUGGAGGACGGAGCGCGGCCGGCCGGCGGUGCCCGGGCGCAGGGUGUCCCCGAGGCCCCCGCUGCCGCCGCCACCGGUGCUGCUGGCGGGCCCUCCGGGCAGAGCGUGCCUGCGGGCUGUGCUAGCGGACUCACGCUUCUUCCUGGUGUGCAUGUGCUUCCUGACCUUCAUCCAGUCCCUCAUGGUCUCCGGCUACCUGAGCAGUGUCAUCACCACCAUCGAGCGGAGAUACAGCCUCAAGAGCUCGGAGUCGGGGCUGCUGGUCAGCUGCUUUGACAUUGGGAGCCUGGUGGUGGUGGUCUUCAUCAGCUACUUUGGGGGGCGCGGACGGAGGCCACUCUGGCUGGCUGUAGGGGGGUUUUUCAUUGCCCUUGGGGCUGCACUCUUCUCCUUACCUCAUUUCAUCUCCCCGCCGUACCAGAUCCAGGAAUUGAACUCCUCUGUCAGUAACGAGGGCUUGUGUGUGACUGGCAAUGGCACCGCCAAAGAGCAAUGGGACUCGCCGGCCUGCGUCAAGGACUCCGGUGGAAACGACCACUCUCUCUAUGUAGCUUUAUUCAUUUGUGCCCAAAUCCUCAUUGGCAUGGGCUCCACACCCAUCUAUACCUUGGGACCAACCUACUUAGAUGACAAUGUCAAGAAAGAAAACGCCUCGCUUUACCUAGCCAUCAUGUACGUAAUGGGAGCACUUGGUCCUGCAGCUGGAUACUUGCUAGGAGGACUUCUUAUUGGUUUCUAUGUUGAUCCUAGGACAACUGUUUAUAUUGACCAGAAUGAUCCCCGAUUCAUUGGAAACUGGUGGAGUGGAUUUCUCCUUUGUGCCAUUGCAAUGCUCCUUGUGAUAUUUCCCAUGUUUACCUUUCCGAAAAAGCUCCCUCCUCGACAUAAAAAGAGGAAAAAGAAAAAGAAGAUGAACUCUGAUGAUGUUUCAAGUGAUGAUGAAGUGAUGAAAGAGAAAACAAAUAGCAAAAUACAAGCAGACAGUGCAGUUCCUGCCUCUAUGGGAUUUGGAAAGAAUGUUAAAGAACUUCCAAGAGCAGCUAUCAGGAUCUUAAGCAACAUGACAUUCCUUUUUGUGAGUUUGUCAUACACAGCUGAGAGUGCCAUUGUCACAGCUUUUAUUACCUUCAUUCCCAAGUUCAUCGAGUCACAGUUUGGCAUCCCAGCUUCCAAUGCCAGCAUCUACACUGGUGUGAUUAUUGUCCCGAGUGCUGGUGUUGGUAUUGUCCUUGGUGGCUACAUUAUAAAAAAACUGAAACUUGGUGCGAGAGAGUCUGCGAAGUUGGCUAUGAUCUGCAGUGGUGUAUCUCUGCUGUGCUUUUCAACUCUCUUCAUUGUUGGAUGUGAAAGCAUUAAUCUAGGGGGAAUAAAUAUACCUUACACUACUGGCCCCACUCUUGCCAUGGCCCACAGGAAUCUGACUGGGAGCUGUAAUGUUAACUGUGGAUGUAAGAUUCAUGAGUACGAGCCUGUCUGUGGAUCAGAUGGAAUAACAUAUUUUAAUCCUUGCCUAGCUGGCUGCAUCAGUGGUGGAAACCAUAGCACAGGGGUAAGAAAUUACACAGAAUGUGCCUGUGUCCAGAGUCGCCAGGUGAUCACUCCACCGACGGUGGGCCAGCGCAGUCAGCUCCGGCUGGUUAUUGUCAAAACCUACCUGAAUGAGAACGGCUAUGCUGUUUCUGGGAAGUGUGAUCGAACCUGCAACACGCUUAUCCCAUUCCUGAUAUUUCUCUUCAUUGUUACCCUCAUAACAGCAUGUGCCCAGCCAUCAGCAAUCAUAGUGACACUCAGGUCUGUAGAAGAUGGGGAGCGGCCCUUUGCACUAGGAAUGCAGUUUGUUUUAUUACGAACUCUUGCUUACAUUCCCACUCCAAUUUAUUUUGGGGCUGUUAUUGACACCACGUGCAUGCUUUGGCAACAGGAUUGCGGCGUACAAGGAUCUUGUUGGGAAUACGAUGUCACCUCAUUUCGUUUUGUCUACUUUGGGUUGGCAGCUGCUCUCAAGUUCGUGGGAUUCUUUUUUAUUUUCCUGGCCUGGUAUUCCAUUAAGUGUAAAGAAGAGCAACUGCAGAGACAGAGAUGGAGGGCUUCGCCGGUGAACACUGUGAGUGAGAUGGUUGGCCAAGCUGGACCCCAGCAAAACUAUGCACGGACUAGAUCCUGCCCUACCUUCAGCUCCCGCAGGGACAUCAGUGUGGCACAAGGAAUGAACUGCGUAGCACAGACAUACCCCGGCGCUUUUUCAGAAGCAAUAAAUUCCUCAUAUGAAAAUGCAUUGGAGGAAGUCACUGCUGAGAUAUAGACCCCUGGCUUGGUAAUGUAGUAUUUAGUUUUGUUGGUUGACUUAAUUAUGGCGCCUUGUAAAACACCUGUGCCUUCUAUUUUUAAUCUAGAUGUAACAUGAUAAAACCAACAAAGCUUAAUGCAAACAACCAUAUUAUAUUCCUGAGGGCUGGAUACCUCAUACCAACCCAAGCUCUUAUUUCUCCCCUCCCAACAAUGGAGUUUUAAAAAUUGUGUUUGUAAUUAUUUCAGAUGUGUCCAUUAAAUGUCCAUGCUCUGAUCUAAUAUCAAUGUAAGGGUGAGGUACUAUGGACAGCAGAAGUCAGUGGAAGAGUGACAAAAACUCAUAUCAUUGAUGUCUAGACGUCACAAGAAUGCUUAAAUGUAUCGUCAACUUCAUAUCCACAAAUUGUAUUUUUAAGAGAUGAGUAAUUACUGUGAGUUCUGCUACAAAGCACAACUGAACUUGUUUAAACUAUGCAACUUAUUUGGAUAAUUGUAUGUGCAGCAAAUUAAGUUUAAAGUUUGCUUUUAAAGACAUUACUGCAACUGAACUUAAAAGGGGCUACUUUCAGACAUAAGCAUUAAAUUUUAAAAGAACAUAAGGUUUAAAGUACUGUUACUAACAUGUUAAGCCAUACAGAGGUUAUGCAUCAGGUAAUGUUUGCAAAAGUUGAGUCAUAAUAUUUUUAUCCUGUCAAAAUGUGCAUUAAUUUUCAUUUGAUGGGAUGUAGUCAUUCUUCACAAAGUACACAGGCUAGGAAAGUAUAAUGCUUGGAGUAAAAAACUUCAGUAUUACUUUAAAAUAACAUUAUGAUUUGGGAAUCACACACGCAUACCAGAGUGGAUAUGUGCAUAUUUCUGUCAUGUUACUUGGGUAGCUGUUAAUAGCACCAGAUCCAUACUUUUCCUGAAGAAGAAAAUAGCCAGUUAUAGCUUGAUAGGAAGAACUUGGCUGUCCUUCAGAAACACGUGCCAGUCUACUCCAGCUUCAGUGAACAAAUCUUGAGGAGAGCUAAGGGCCUCAUUUCAUGUUUGAGUGGCCACCUGGGACCCAGCGGGCCCCUUGCAGCCAGCGACGGCAUGGGUUUCGGGCUGGCACCGCUUGCUGCCUGCUGUGGGAGUGAGCAGAGACCCUUCAAGUGGGCUUCGAGCAGCCUGCCCACCUCCGUGCCUGGUAUGAGCUUUCCCCUCCACUCCUGGUGGGACAGGCCUGGAGGUCCUAGUUGAAUGGUUUGUCCAACGAGUGGCCACCUUUCCUUUUCCCAGCUUCAUUGAAAGCUUCUGUGAAGGCAAGGGUGAGUCAUCUCUCCUUUGGCCUUUCAGGGGAAGAGCUAACAAUAGAAAUUGUCUGCCAGCAGGGACCCACCGAAUGUGGUGUGGCCUUUGCAUAUUCAAAAUUACCGUAGUGUGUUUUCUCCUCAGGAGGUGCUGAGACUUUCGAAUCAAAUGUACUUGGCAUUUCAUUUCUUGCCCUGGAGGCUUUGUAGUGCCAUGCACAUGAUGUACUGAUGAUGUCUCAAAGGGCAGAGAAUGAUUUCAGGUGGACGGUAGGAAGUCAAAGUUGUAAUUUGCCCUGCAGGGAAAGUCUUAGAAGUUCAGGAAGUUAAAAGCGCUCUUUCAAGAAGACUCAUUGAUAGUCAGGUUUGGAUUUUGCCAUGUAGAGAGCUUGCAUGAAAAUAAAUAGGAAAGAGCAGAACUUCUACAUAUUUUUAAACAGAGUUAUUCCUGGUUUAAUUUUUAAUUGUAAGUCUAUCAAAUGUUACAUGGAACCAAGUCUUUGAAAUUAAAGGCAGUACUCUCCUUGGCAUCCAUUGGGUUGUCCUGGGAAGAGCAGAUUUCCCUCUCCUCCUUUGCUGGCUGCCUUUCCUUGUCUGCUGGCUCUUUUUGACUGACACAUGGGACUACCUAUGGGGCUGUUUUCCCUGCUUGAAAUGGUCACUGCUUAUUUCACUGAGAGUAUCUCAGUCCAUUUAUGUGGCUUGCAAUGAUUUCCACUCUGUCUGUCUGCAAACUCAGGUGCUUCUACCCCAAACUACAACAUAGAGGAAUAUCAUUUUAAUCACGUCCUCCUAUUAAGUACAUAUUAGUAGCUUUCUGGGAUCAAGCCUGAGGUUUUUUUUCUCUUGUGCAGCCACUAGAUGCAAUAUGUCCUCAGUCAGCAUGUGCCACCUGAAAUGUUAGCUUCUACACUUCUCAUCCUGAGAAAUAAAUUUUCUUAGCUCAAAGGUAUUUAGUAUAUUUCUUUUUGCCAUAGGAAGUCAGAAGAGAUGAUAAAAAUGUUCCCUUUUGCUCUGGUCUCAAAUGCUUCUUGCACCAGGAAUUUCUUGUCACUGCAAAAAUUGAGACAAAGUAGUAGGACAAAAUGUAAUUGCAGCCCAUCACCUAUCCAUUUUAAUCACUUGCCCAUUUUAAUCAUCAUGGGGUGAGGUGAAGAAUGACAAUCUAUCUUCUCGAAUACCUCAGAAACAGCAUUUAGGGAAUUGUAAAAGGCUGGAGAUGAAUCAUCUAUCCUGAUCUAUUCUAUUUCAUGUGCUUCUCUUCCAUGUGAAUAACAAAGGAGAGAAGAUUAGGCUUGUAGGAUUGUCAGGAUGUCAGGAGCUGACACUGAUGGCAAAGAAUGAGAGCGAUAGAAGUGACACAUCUGCAACUGCUGCUGCUUCUGAGCUGACUUCAGGAGAAUUCAGAGCUUGUUGGAAUGGUGGCCACCUGUUUUUUAGGAAAUCCUGACAUUUCAGCUUCUAAAAACAUUAAUUUUUUUGAAAUGUUUGAGAAACUGAAAUGUAGAAGGAAAGAUGUUCGAUUUGGAAAUACCAGAAAAGCCUUGUUUACAUACAUUCAAUAGCCUUCUAAUUCUCCUUUCAAAAUCAUAUGCAAAACAAAAAGUAAUUUGUUACUUUUCAAACAAUUUUGUUAGUAUUUUUGGAGAUGAUAGAUGGUUUUGACCAUAUGAAUAUAUUUCUAUGAAAUCACUUAAUUAAAUCAGUAUCCUCUGAAAGAAAGAAAACCCAAACUCUGGCCAGUUUUUGAUUGAUUCCUGAAAGAGGUUUUAUUGUGACUAAGUUGUAACAGUCUAAAGUAAGCCAAUAAAGGAACACAGGGGAAACACAUUAACUUCUUAGAGAACUCAAUUCCAACAUUUUCAGCAUUGACCAAAAUGUGGGCUGUGACCUGCUGAACAAAGACUAUUUUCUGAGAUUGUCAUUGCUGAAGGAAGCAGAGUUGCUAGAGAAAUUGUGUGCAUCCCUAGCAGUAGUCUUGAUCUAUGUGUGGUAAUAAACCGACUCACAAGAAGAAAGGAACUUUAUUUGUCACCUAGUGAAAGUGGCCAUGCUGUCUUCCUGCUGGGAAAUCCUGACCACAGAAUAUAAAAUUCUAUUAACUUGUAAUUUCUGCCACCUUCCCUCUCUACCCCCAAACACUAAAGGCUGCAUAGUAGCGAGUACAAGAAAAGGUAGUACAGGUGUCCUGAACACUCACAGGCUGCUAUUGGUAGCAAACCCAAGUCAUCUACCUGUAGUUAACCAGCCAGGGAUAGUAUGGAGCAAUUAUAUUGUCGUCAUUAACUGCAAGUCCACAAAGUGCUGUCAUGCCAAGGACAUGGCGCAAGGACAGACUAAUUUCCUUUUACACCACUUAUUCCUGAUCUAGGAUGAGGGACAUGAGAGGAGAAGAGCGCCUUGGACUACUUCUAGGGGGAGGUACUUAGAGGAACGUAGCCCCCUAUGGGCUUGACUGAACAGGUCCCUGCUUGGCUUCCCAUUCAUCUUUGUUUCCUCAAAAAGAGGAAAAUGUUCAGAAGGGACAUAGCCAUUGCCUGGGGUGCUUAUGAGUGCAGCACCCUCAGGAGAUGGUUCACAGAUCUUUUGGAGGUUGGAGUACCUGGAGAGUGGGACUCUUUGUAUUUGCAGAUCUAGGCAAAAGCCCUGUGGUUUUGUUCUCUGUUCUUCCACAUAAGCAUACUGGAUAUAAUAUGGUAUAAUUUGUAACUGGUGGCAUUUUAUAUCCUUUCAGUACAGCGUGAGCAGCUGCAAGAAACACAUUGAAUAUUAUGGUGCAAUUUAUAUUUAAUUGGAAACAUUUAGUUCUUUAACCAGUCAUAAUAUCUUUAAAAGUGCAUGUAGUAACAUGAAGUUCUUCAGAACUUGCUGUUCUGUAAGUGAAGCAGGGGUACAAAUCUCCUCCUAGGUAUUAGAAUUAUAAGUUUGAAAGGCCCUGGCUUAGUUACAAACACCUGAGUGUAGUGUUUUCAAAAAUAUGUUUUCUUCUUUUUGAAAAAAAUAUAGCUUGUUAAUUCUUAGCAGUAACUAUCCAUGCAUUAUGGCUCUGAUCCAGCAGAACACUCAAAUAUGUGUGUAAGUUUAUAUACUUAUUAAGUAAUGCACUUACUUAAAAAUAAUGCAUGUACAUAAGUAUUGGACUGAAUCCCAUUUUCAUUCAAAAAGGAGUUUCUGUACCCAAAGAGUAAUUUCCAUGCUGAGCUUUUUUCACCGCGGAUUCAGUGAUCAUUGUAACCAGAACAGCACAAAGUAGCACUCGAGUACUCCCCUGGGGCAUUCACAUGUGGAUACUUUUCUAUCUGGCAAUGGAGAAAAGUCUUCAUUUUCAAAUAGAAUUCAAAUUUAAAAUAUUUCGUGGACAUGCUCAAAGAUACAUUCUAGCUUUUCCUGCCAUUCACUUAUUUUCUCAAUUUCUUGCUGAAAAUGUGUGUUAUGUGAGGAGAUAGAUUAAAUAAGGGCAUCUUUCUGACCUUAAAGCCAAUGAAAUUGCUUCAAGUAAUGCUUUAGAUUGUGCCCUUUCACAGAAUUUGGACCUAAAGGUUCAGAUGACAAAUUUUCAGUAACCCGCACAAACACAGCGGAGCACUACCUGCUCUGUGUAACUGAGACAGAAUGGCUGGGAGAGGGUUCAGCAGCUCCUGUACUGUUCUUGCGGGUUUUCCCCCCAAAUGCCUGAAUUAUUGCUGCCUUACUACACUUCCUGUGUGUAAUACCACAACUCUUCAUGGUGUUAUAUUGACCUAAAACUGAUGAUAAAUAGUCCAAAGUGUCUUACUUCUAUUUUGGAGCCAGAUUCUCAGCCCCAUCAGUGCGACAAUGAGGCUGAAGAAUUGGGCCAGUACCUUGGGUUGGGCAUUACCAAGCUGGUGCUUUAGCAAGUGUGUGUGGAGCUAAGACAUAUCAAGUGCUUGUUUAGCAUUUAUACUCUGUUCACUGGUGGUUACUACUCUGUUAUUAGUUGUUAGAUCAAAGACUAAAUAUUUCCUAAAUAAGUUUAUCUUUUUCUGCUUUCUCAAUAAUACAUAUUUUAUAGCAGCAUAAGAGAUGUUAUUCUGCAUGCUGCAGUAUCUGGCUUCUCUUAGCUGAAGCCAUCAGCUGAAGCUGUGGUUUCCUUCCAGGGGCUUAAAACACCUGGUAACAGAUUUACCUGGACUGCAAUCUGAAUCAGCAUUGCUUUGGGCAGAGUGUUUGCCCCGUGUAGAUUAAACCUGUAUCAAAACAUUUCAGGUUCUUCACAUAUCGGACUUGAUUUUACAGACAUUUUUAUCCCUCAGAGUGCUUAGAAGAUGGACAGUCAACAUGACAUCAUGGUAGUAGAUUCUUUGGUAUAGAAUUAUGGCUUUUUUUCUUAGAACAUUUUGGUUUAUGAAUAACAAUUCAAAAAGUUUACAUAUAAACAUUGUCACAGAGUAGAGAUGUGUAGCCUUCAGUGUGGGCACUAGGUAUGGCCAGGGUUCACAUGAUUUGUCUUCUUUACAAUGAAUAUCACAAAUACAUGUUGUUAUGUGGCCAAAAGUUUGAAAGCCUACCUGAUCAUCAGGAAGGAAAUUUUUCUUACCCUUUCCACAGAAUAUAUUACAUAAAUUAAGGAGGACAGCUAACACUAUCUAUAGCUAUAUCCAUUACGUUAACUACGGUAGAUAAUUGUACUUUUUAACAAUCCCCCUUUCCAGUCCUUCAGAUAAGUUCUUUCAUUUGACUUUUAAUUUGUCUUCAUUUGACAGAUAGCUCUGCAAAUUCAAAGCAGCUACAAACAUUUCUUGGUUUCAAGUGUUAUGAAACAGAUGGUUAUUUAUUCAGGUUCCAUUCUACUCUUCUGACAUUAUCUUCUGCAUAUUGUUCUAUUUACAUUAUCUGUUGUGUGUACUGUAUUGUCUUAACAAACCAGUUGUCACAAUGUUAUCCCGUAACAACAUUUUGUUCAUGGUAUAGAAGAAGUGAAAAGCUGUGGAAUUCAUGAAGGGCUACGAAAAGCAUCCAAAACAUUGUUCACCUCAAGGAAGGGUGAGACAGCUUGAUAAUCUUUGGACAAAUGACUAAACAACGCUGUGGUGCUAAUAAGUAUACUGAAGUAUUUUACGAUGUAUUCACUAUGACUUAAAUGACAUAUUCAAGGCAUGUCAAUGAUGCAACUGCAUGUGUUUUUGUUCUUAAAGUCUGUACUGCUCCAGCAAAGACAGUGUUUGUAAUUCCUGGUGGGCCAAUUCCUGCCUAGCUCUUCUGUGGGAAAGUCAUUUCAGGAGGCUGUGUAGGAUUUGGCCCAGCGCUAACAGCUAAGGUAAAAGCUGACCACAGAAAUCUCAUGUAGGAUGUAUUCAUGCUGCUGUAGCAUGUUACUUCAUGUAGUGGCUUUGCUUAAGCAAAUGCUGAAAAUAAAUUCUAUAGUAAUGAC
Molecule: messenger RNA, 9701 nt
Organism: Strigops habroptila (Kakapo)
Lineage: Eukaryota; Metazoa; Chordata; Aves; Psittaciformes; Psittacidae
Gene: SLCO5A1
Product: solute carrier organic anion transporter family member 5A1
Exons: 10
Coding region: 496-3048 (850 amino acids)
Biological process (GO): sodium-independent organic anion transport; transmembrane transport
Cellular component (GO): membrane
Molecular function (GO): protein binding
Source: RefSeq, a predicted model, not a curated record